Molecule: messenger RNA, 2802 nt
Organism: Columba livia (rock pigeon)
Lineage: Eukaryota; Metazoa; Chordata; Aves; Columbiformes; Columbidae
Gene: NLN
Product: neurolysin
Exons: 13
Coding region: 59-2425 (788 amino acids)
Biological process (GO): peptide metabolic process; proteolysis
Cellular component (GO): mitochondrial intermembrane space
Molecular function (GO): metalloendopeptidase activity
Source: RefSeq, a predicted model, not a curated record
GCAAGACCAUUGCCAGCCCUCUCUACAUCAUUUUCUCUCAGCACCUCCGAGCCAACCGAUGUGCAGCCAAACCCACGCCGAGCAACCGCUGCCGCGGGGACGGAGCAACAGCGGCUGGGGAACGGCUGCCGGGGCUGCACAGCGGCGGCCACCGCCGGAUCGGGGCUCCCCGCACGGAAGGGCCGAGGAAGCGGCCGCCGCUGUGCCCCAGCGGGCGGACAGCACCGCGUCCCGCUGGCUGGGACCCGCCCCCACGGCCACGGCCACGGCCGGGCGCCGCGAUCCGUGCCCCCCACCGCCCACCUCCCACUGCCGCGUCAGGCCAGCGGCUGCUCGCUCAGGCCCGGAGGUCAGGUCCCUUGGGCCACGGCUUGUGUUGAGAAUGACAUUAGGAGCAGAAAUUACUAGCCAGCUCAAGGCUUCUUCAUACUUAGCAUCAGGCCGAAACCUUUUGAGAUGGGACCUAUCACCAGAGCAAAUUAGAACAAGAACAGAAGAACUAAUCAGGAAAACAAAGCAUGUAUAUGACACUGUUGGGAUGCUUGAUACUGGAGAAGUAACACAUGAAAAUACUGUACGGGCCUUGGCAGAUAUAGAAGUCGAAUAUGCAGUGGAAAGAAGCAUGUUGGAUUUUCCCCAGCAUGUCUCACCUGACAAAGAGGUACGCUUAGCAAGUACAGAAGCUGACAAAAAGCUUUCUAAUUUUGAUGUGGAGAUGAGCAUGAGAGAAGAUGUGUUUCAGAAGAUUGUCUAUCUGCAGCAAUCCUGCAAUCUUGAAAAUGUAAAGCCUGAAACAAAGCGAUAUCUAGAGAAAUCGGUUCAAGUUGGAAAAAGAAAUGGACUCCAUCUUCCUAAAGAAGUGCAGAAUGAAAUAAAGAUGAUGAAGAAAAAAAUGAGUGAGCUGUGUAUAGACUUUAACAAAAACCUGAAUGAGGAAAACACCUUUCUUACAUUUUCUAAGGAAGAACUUGAAGGCCUUCCUGAUGACUUUAUUAAGAGCUUAGAGAAGACUGAGGAAGAAAAAUAUAAAAUUACUUUAAAGUAUCCCCACUAUUAUCCUGUCAUGAAGAAGUGCUGCAUUUCAGAAACCAGGAGAAAAAUGGAGUUUGCCUUUAACUCAAGAUGCAAAGAGGAGAACACAAAAAUCCUUCAGCAGUUGCUUCCACUAAGGGCAAAAGUAGCGGAGCUUCUUGGUUAUAAUACACAUGCCAACUUUGUCCUGGAGGUAAACACUGCAAAGAGCACAGAUAAUGUAACAGCCUUCUUAGAUGAUUUGAGUAAGAAGCUAAAACCAUUGGUUGAAGAAGAAAGGGAAUUUAUUCUGGAUUUGAAGAAAAAGGAGUGUAAAGAAAGAAACUUUGAUUAUGAUGGAAGAAUCAAUGCAUGGGAUCUUCAUUAUUAUAUGAACAAGACAGAAGAGCUGAAGUACUCCAUAGAUCAAGAAAAGCUGAAGGAAUACUUCCCAAUUGAGGCUGUUACAGAAGGCUUACUGAAUAUUUACCAGAAACUACUGGGACUUGUAUUUGAGCAAGUAGAAAGUGCUCAUGUUUGGCAUGACAGCGUUACUCUUUAUACAGUAAAGGAUAAUUCAACAGGAGAGAUGUUAGGGCAAUUCUAUUUGGACCUUUACCCCAGAGAAGGAAAGUAUGGGCAUGCAGCGUGCUUUGGUCUCCAGCCUGGCUGUCUUCUAUCUGAUGGCAGCAGAAUGAUGUCUGUAGCUGCUCUGGUAACCAACUUCACAAAACCAGCAUCAGAUCACCCUUCAUUGCUGCGACAUGAUGAAGUAAAGACUUACUUCCAUGAAUUUGGUCAUGUAAUGCAUCAGAUAUGUGCACAGACUGAUUUUGCUAGGUUUAGUGGAACUAAUGUGGAAACAGACUUUGUAGAGGUACCUUCACAAAUGUUUGAGAACUGGGUGUGGGAAAAAGAACCACUACAGCAAAUGUCAAGACAUUAUAAAGAUGAGAGCCAUGUUGCAGACACUCUCCUUGAGAAACUUGCUGCCUCUAGACUGGCUAAUACAGGCCUUUUAACACUCCGCCAGAUUGUUUUGAGCAAAGUUGACCAGGCACUGCAUACAAAACCAUCUGUUGACCCAGCAGAUGAAUAUGCCAAAUGCUGUAUGGAGAUUCUAGGAAUUCAUGCCACCCCAGGAACAAACAUGCCAGCUACUUUUGGACAUCUGGCAGGUGGAUAUGAUGGUCAAUACUAUGGGUACCUGUGGAGUGAAGUGUUUUCUAUGGACAUAUUUUAUAGCUGCUUUAAGCAAGAAGGAAUAUUGAAUCCAAAGGCUGGGAUGAAAUACAGAAAUCUAAUUUUGAAACCUGGAGGAUCUUUGGAUGGGAUGGAUAUGCUACAAAAUUUCUUGGAUCGUAAACCGAGCCAGAGAGCUUUCCUAUUGAGUAAAGGAUUGUGUGUUCAGUAAAAUUAUGGUUCCUUUGUAAUGGCGUAUGAAUGAGCUGGAAAUGUCAGUGUAUUUAACAUUUUAACUGUGUACUCAAGGGAAAUUGGGUCACUUUUUGAUGAUUUUUUUUUUUUUACUUGCAUAAAUAAAAAUAACUCUUGAAGUUGCAUAGAACCACAAAAUUCAACACAGCAGGGAAAGAAGUGUGAAAUGUGCAAAAGCUGAGGGAUUUGGAUUGUGCGUUUUUUGAAUUGUUAUGAAAUAAUACUAACCAGUAUGGGGACUUGAUGCCAUGUUUCUCUUUUAAUAGAUGCACUUGAACUAUGUCUUGUGAAUUAAUUUAAAAUCUGGAAGGGGAUAAAAGGACACUACAGCAAUAAAAGAAACAUUCAUUCUUA